GAUUGUCUUUUUGUUUUCUUUUCAUUUAAGUUUUUUCUUCAAAUCAAAGUCGUAGUUCUGUAAAAUACAUAAUUAUAGGAUUAAUAUACCUAUGCUAAACCAAUUAGACUGUUUUAAAUAAUCUGUUUAUUAAUUAUGGCAGAUAUCAGUUUCAGAAAACGUUCUAGAGAAAAUGAAGAUCUUUCUGAAGAGUUUUUUCCUCUUUCGAAGCGAAUAAACAAUCUCCAUUUAUCGCCUGAGUUUCCACCAAUCAGUUCUACAGAAUUCAUGUCUGACAUUUCUCAAUUCCCAAAAUUACAGAAUGAAAUUCAAAAUCAUCAAUACAAUUAUAAUCCAGAACUGAAGUUGCACGAUAAUCCUAAUUAUUAUGAUGCAAAUAAGAUUCUUUAUCAGCUUUACAUGGAACGAUCACAGAGAACCAAAUAAGGUGUAGAUGUUUGCUUCUCCGUCUACAAAUAACUACAAAACAGGAAAGAAAAAUUCUCGUACUUGAAUUAUUUAAAAUCGAAAUAUUUUUCUUAAUUAAUAUUUAUGUACCUACCUUAAUAUUACGUUCAUAUUUAUCCAAACUAAAAUUAGUUUAUUUGUUCAUCUAAGAGUUUUCAAAUUAAAUAAUGUUUUGUGAUUGAACUUUGAUUGUGUUGUUGUUAUAAUGAAUUGAGUAAAAUUCCUUUCAGGAUAGUUUUUAUGCAUUGAUGAUGAAAGAAAAUUCUUUGUUGUAGAUAUUUAAUAUUGAAAUUUCUUAAAUAUUUGAUUUUGAUAUGUGCUAAAAAUAAAAUAAAAACAAUGUGGA
Molecule: messenger RNA, 793 nt
Organism: Clunio marinus
Lineage: Eukaryota; Metazoa; Arthropoda; Insecta; Diptera; Chironomidae
Source: the annotation of a GenBank genome assembly